AUGUACGGAGAGCACACAAAGUCUGAACCAGGCAUUAAAGAAAGGCCCGGUAGCAUGUCGGCUAAACUUGGUACGAUUGCUGUUAGAGACAACAGAACUGUCGCCGCACCGUCUGUGAAGCACGCCGUACUUGAAAAGAUUUACGCCGUACCCGGCAACGACUUUUGUGCUGACUGUGGCUCGAAGAACCCGAAGUGGGCUAGCAUCAACUUCGGUGUAACGCUGUGCAUCGAAUGUUGUGCGAUUCAUAGAAGUUUAAGCGUGCAAGUUUCCAAGGUACGCUCGCUGCUGCUGGAUGACUGGGAGCCUGAACACGUCCGAGUUAUGACAUCACUGGGCAACGUACAAAUGAACGGCAUAUACUGCGCAUUGCCCUCGGCCGUUUGUUUUCCGCGGCCAGCGACACCAGACUGUAACAGAGCAGAUAGGAAAGCUUGGAUCGUCGCCAAAUAUGUGAAGCGUCACUUUCUCAGACCUUUGAACGACAUACACCGACAAUUUCGCCUGCUAGCUGUGUUUGACAGUAGGUUCUACGGAAAGUUUUCCGUUGUAUCUUCUUCGAUGGUGAGAUAUGCGAAACUGAGCACGCUGAAGCGGUCUUGCAGCUACCCGAGCUUAAGGGACGUUUUACAUAGUGAAAGCUCCUGCGUGGCGUAUCGCGGGGCCGUGGAAUUUGGUCACUCAGUUAAACUUCCGCUGCGACGAUGUAUGCCAGAAGCGUUUCACUCUUCGCGCACUACUGGUAACGUUGGUUAUCUGUCGAGGCUUUUGGCUGUACUGGAAACUUGCGUUUCAGAAUCUCUUGAUGACCUCGUGCUUCAACUCUACACACGAGUGCUACACUGCUCAGAGUUGCUGUUGUCGGCCGUACGCAGCAACGAUCUGCUGUCCAUGGCGAAGCAGAUCGCGCACGGUGCUGACGUCGACUAUUGCGGCAUCAGAAAUGGCAUUUCUUGCUGCGAAUACUUGUUACUGAACGGCGCCAAUCUGAACAAGCAAGAUCUGGCCGGGGACACACCGCUGCAUCUUGCCGUCAAAAUGGGGCACACUGGAAUCGUCUGUCUGCUGCUGAAACGUGGUGCUAACCAAGAUCUGUUUAAUUGCUCUGGCGAAUCGCCUCUGGCUAUAGGCACGGAACUGGCCAACGCUGACAUCGUCACUCUACUGCGACUGGCAAAGCUGAACGACGAGAUAAAAACUUCUGAAUCCGGCAGUUCAUCGGACGUCGCAGUGGCGGACGUGUUUCGUGAUUUCUCGGACAUCGCCAACCGACGUCAGUCUCUUCUGGACAGACGAGAAGAGCCGGACGCAAAUCAAAACCUCCUUAACCGGGACCGUUUUUAG
Molecule: messenger RNA, 1344 nt
Organism: Soboliphyme baturini
Lineage: Eukaryota; Metazoa; Nematoda; Enoplea; Dioctophymatida; Soboliphymatidae
Source: the annotation of a GenBank genome assembly